CUUUCCCUUGGCUUCCCUCCACAUCCCAGCAGGAGCCCCAUGCUGGGCUGGACCCCGGCACCCGCAGGCCUCGCCCCUCGCCCCAGAGGAGCCCCCCGGCCAUCUACCCGGAGCCCAUGCCAUUUUCGGACGAGGAACGGAGCCUCCAGGGCAUCUACAAGCCCACAGCCCCCCGGCAGCAUGGACAGCCUGGGACCGGCCGGGACCCCAGCGGCUAUACCAAUCACACCUUUGUCUUCGACGACGGCAGCGCCCGAAGGGCCCACCCCAGGCUGCAGAGCCAGAGUGGAGGGGGAGGAGGAGGAGAAGGCGACAGAGACAGCGGCUGCAAGAGCGGAGUGCUCCUGGACAUCACCUCUCUCAAAAUGAACGAGCUGGACUCCGAGGUGCUGCCCUUGCCCCCCCGCUAUCGGUUCCGAGACCUGCUCCUGGGAGACCAGUCCUUCCAGAACGACGACAGGGUUCAAGUAGAAUUCUAUGUCAACGAAAACACUUUUAAAGAACGACUCAAGCUGUUCUUCAUCAAAAACCAAAGAUCAAGUCUAAGAAUAAGGCUAUUCAACUUUUCUCUGAAGCUGCUUACCUGCCUCCUCUAUAUUGUCAGAGUCCUGCUUGAUGACCCAGCCAAAGGAAUAGGAUGUUGGGGCUGCAAAAAGCAGAAUUAUACGAUAUUCAACCAGUCGUCUGCUGAGAUAGAUUGGGCCCCCAUCUUAUGGGUGGACAGGGAAAUGCCACUCUGGGCAAUUCAGGUGAUAGUGGCUCUGAUAAGUUUUCUUGAGACGAUGCUCCUCAUCUAUCUCAGCUAUAAGGGAAACAUUUGGGAACAGAUAUUUAGGGUUUCUUUUAUCCUGGAAAUGAUCAACACCGUGCCCUUCAUCAUUACAAUAUUCUGGUCCCCUUUACGGAAUCUCUUUAUCCCCGUUUUUCUGAACUGCUGGCUGGCCAAGCACGCCUUGGAAAACAUGAUUAACGACUUUCAUCGUGCUAUCCUGAGAACCCAGUCAGCCAUGUUCAACCAAGUCCUGAUUUUAUUCUGCACUCUACUCUGCCUGGUUUUCACAGGAACGUGUGGUAUUCAACAUUUGGAAAGAGCGGGUGAUAACCUAUCACUUCUCACGUCCUUUUAUUUCUGCAUCGUCACCUUUUCCACUGUUGGAUAUGGAGACGUCACCCCCAAAAUCUGGCCUUCCCAACUCCUGGUGGUGAUCAUGAUAUGUGUUGCCCUUGUGGUACUGCCUCUUCAGUUUGAGGAACUGGUGUAUCUCUGGAUGGAAAGGCAGAAGUCCGGAGGCAAUUACAGCCGUCACCGAGCCCAGACCGAGAAGCACGUUAUACUUUGCGUCACAUCUCUCAAAAUCGACCUUCUCAUGGACUUCCUUAAUGAAUUUUAUGCCCACCCCCGCCUCCAAGAUUACUAUGUCGUGAUACUUUGUCCAACAGAAAUGGAUAUUCAGGUUCGAAGAGUUCUCCAGAUUCCACUGUGGUCCCAAAGAGUUAUCUAUUUGCAGGGAUCAGCCCUGAAGGACCAGGAUCUCAUGAGAGCCAAGAUGGACAACGGUGAGGCCUGUUUCAUCCUAAGUAGUCGGAAUGAAGUGGACAGAACUGCAGCGGACCACCAAACCAUUCUGAGAGCCUGGGCCGUGAAGGAUUUUGCUCCCAACUGUCCCCUCUACGUGCAGAUUUUAAAGCCUGAAAAUAAGUUUCACGUCAAAUUUGCUGACCAUGUGGUUUGUGAAGAGGAGUGUAAAUAUGCCAUGCUGGCCCUCAACUGCCUCUGCCCUGCCACGUCCACGCUCAUCACACUGCUGGUUCACACAUCCAGGGGACAAGAAGGUCAGGAGUCCCCGGAGCAGUGGCAAAGGAUGUAUGGUCGUUGUUCAGGGAAUGAAGUUUAUCACAUCCGGAUGGGAGACAGCAAGUUCUUCAUGGAGUACGAAGGGAAAAGUUUUACCUACGCGGCCUUCCACGCACACAAAAAAUAUGGCGUGUGUCUGAUUGGGCUGAAACGGGAGGACAACAAAAGCAUCCUGUUGAACCCGGGUCCCCGGCACAUCAUGGCCGCGUCAGACACCUGCUUCUACAUCAACAUCACCAAGGAAGAGAACUCAGCUUUCAUCUUCAAGCAGGAGGAGAAGCAGAAGAAAAAGGGGUUUGCUGGCCAGGGGCUGUACGAUGGGCCCUCUAGACUGCCUGUUCACAGCAUCAUUGCCAGUAUGGGAACAGUUGCAAUGGACUUGCAGAACACAGAGUGCCGCCCUGCAAACAGCAGCAAACUCACGUUGCCCACGGAAAACGGCUCGGGCAACCGAAGGCCAAGUAUCGCCCCUGUCCUAGAGCUGGCUGACAGCUCCUCCCUCCUGCCCUGUGAUCUCCUGAGUGAUCAAUCGGAAGAUGAGAUGAUGCAGUCUGACGACGAAGGGCUCACCGUUCUGGAGUACGUGAAAGGCUACCCCCCAAACUCUCCCUACAUUGGAAGUUCACCCACACUGUGCCAUCUGUUGCCUGUGAAAGCUCCUUUCUGCUGCUUGAGGCUUGAUAAGGGCUGUAAGCACAACAGCUAUGAAGAUGCUAAGGCCUACGGCUUUAAGAACAAACUGAUUAUCGUUUCCGCAGAGACCGCUGGGAACGGACUGUAUAAUUUCAUUGUUCCACUCCGGGCCUACUAUAGGUCCCGGAAGGAGCUAAACCCAAUUGUGCUGCUGCUAGACAACAAGCCUGACCACCACUUUCUAGAAGCAAUCUGUUGCUUCCCCAUGGUGUACUACAUGGAAGGCACAAUUGAUAAUCUAGAUAGCUUGUUGCAGUGUGGCAUCAUCUACGCUGACAAUUUGGUGGUGGUGGAUAAAGAGAGCACCAUGAGCGCCGAGGAAGAUUACAUGGCAGACGCUAAAACGAUCGUCAACGUCCAGACGAUGUUUAGGUUGUUUCCAAGUCUUAGUAUUAUUACAGAGCUGACUCACCCUUCCAAUAUGAGAUUCAUGCAGUUCAGAGCCAAGGACAGUUAUUCUCUGGCUCUUUCCAAAUUGGAAAAACGAGAAAGAGAAAAUGGAUCCAACCUGGCCUUCAUGUUCCGACUGCCUUUUGCGGCUGGGCGAGUGUUCAGCAUCAGCAUGUUGGAUACGCUGCUCUACCAGUCAUUUGUGAAAGACUACAUGAUUACAAUUACCAGAUUGUUACUGGGUCUGGACACCACCCCAGGUUCAGGCUACCUCUGUGCGAUGAAAAUUACAGAUGAUGACCUGUGGAUUCGGACCUACGGGCGUCUAUUCCAGAAGCUGUGCUCCUCCAGUGCGGAGAUUCCAAUCGGAAUCUACAGGACAGAAUCCCAUAUGUUCUCCACCUCCGAGCCUCAUGACAUCCGAGUCCAGUCGCAAAUCUCAGUCAACGUGGAGGACUGCGAAGACACGAGGGACGUCAGGGAGUCCUGGAGCGCCAAGCCGAGCCACCACCACCGCAACUCCUGCUCCAGCGACCAGUCUGAGCACCCUCUGCUGCGGCGCAAGAGCAUGCAGUGGGCUCGCCGACUGAGCCGGAAAGGACACAAGCACACAAGUAAGACGGCUGAGUGGAUCAGCCAGCAGAGGCUGAGCCUGUACCGGCGGUCGGAGCGGCAGGAGCUGUCUGAGCUGGUGAAAAACCGCAUGAAGCACCUGGGCCUGCCUACGACUGGAUACGAGGAUGUAGCAAAUUUAACAGCCAGUGAUGUGAUGAAUCGGGUAAACCUUGGAUAUUUGCAAGAUGAAAUGAACGAUCACCAGAACACGCUGUCCUACGUCCUCAUUAACCCUCCUCCCGACACAAGGCUGGAGCUCAAUGACAUUGUGUAUUUAAUUCGCUCUGACCCCUUAGCUCACGUAUCCAACGACUCUCACAGUCGAAAAAGCAGCUGCAGCAAUAAGCUGGACCAGUGUAAUCCUGAGACAAGAGAUGAAACACAGCUCUGAAGGCCCUCUGCACUUACUCUAACAUCUCUCUUGAUUGUUAAUGCAUGGAACCAUCUCCAGAAGUUUGUUUUUAUUUGUGUUUCGGAGGGAAAAUGAUGAAAAAGAAAAAACUCAUGGUGAUGUGCAGUUUGAAAGUUUCAAAUGAAAACUGGAGACCAGGGAAUCAGUAAGCUGCCAGAGAACUUUCAUUGCACUAAAAAAACGCAAUUCCUAACCUGAAAUCAGCCACUCAGAAAUGCCCGGAAAAGAAGUUCCUUCAACUUCAGAUUCAGAGAAGACCUGCCCUUCUGAACAGCAGGAAGUUCCUAGAUUGAAUAUUUUUAACCUUUUUAAACUACACA
Messenger RNA from Tachyglossus aculeatus (Australian echidna), 4285 nucleotides. It is a transcript of the gene KCNT1, whose product is annotated as potassium sodium-activated channel subfamily T member 1. Gene Ontology annotation, biological process: potassium ion transport. Lineage: Eukaryota; Metazoa; Chordata; Mammalia; Monotremata; Tachyglossidae. The coding region runs from base 117 to 3944 and encodes 1275 amino acids. Gene Ontology annotation, molecular function: intracellular sodium-activated potassium channel activity. The record is from RefSeq and is a predicted model, not a curated record. The transcript is spliced from 32 exons. Gene Ontology annotation, cellular component: membrane.